Melampsora larici-populina 98AG31 is the source of this 396-nucleotide messenger RNA. RefSeq lists its product as uncharacterized. The transcript has 2 exons. Bases 1 to 396 code for a protein of 131 amino acids. The record is from RefSeq and is a predicted model, not a curated record. Lineage: Eukaryota; Fungi; Basidiomycota; Pucciniomycetes; Pucciniales; Melampsoraceae.
AUGAAAAAAAACGGUUAUCGCCGACAAACGAGGUCUGCCACAUGCAUUCGAGAUGAAGGCAACAGCGGCCAGGGACAAAACUCACUCUUCGGCUUAGGGUCAUCAGCUUUCGUAGUAGCAGCCAUUGGGGAUUUUAAGCAGGCUGAGCACAAUCAAGAGGUAAACAUGUGGAAAGAUUAUUGCGAUUUAAUCAAGAAUCAGCCAUUCUCGAAUGAACUUUAUCUGUUAGAUAGACAACAACGUUGCGCAUUGGGCUGGAAGGAUACCAGCAAACGCGCAACGAAGCAAAGAAAUAUGAGAAUCUACCUUGUACUGAGGAAAUUGCCAAUUUGGACAAAGAUUCCCAAAAGAAAAGAAAGAAAAACUGCAUACUCGCGUAAAUCACAUGAAGUCUAG